CGGUGCAGCACAGCUGCCAUGGCGACUCUGCUGUUCCUCGUCCUCGCGCUCGCCUGCGCCGCCCGGACUAGUCACGGGGGUUCAUCUAUUUCUCGCUGACGAUAGCCACAAGUUGUCAGAGCUGAGGUUCACAGAAACCGGCCCUCUUCUCCGUCUGUACUGGGCUCCUUACAACAUGAUCAAGACCUUGUCUCCUGGGGAGGACGCCAAAUUUGAGGGUUCGACGACAGUCGACAGGAUGAGAUUGACGGGCACCGCCAAGGUUCACCGAUCUCUGCUGCCACCUCGGAUAACGCUUGUCAACGCGGCGAGCGUGCAUCCUGUCAACGCCAGCACCACCGAGCUCCAGUACGACAACUUGUACUCCAUCACCAAUUAUGGAAUUGCACUUCCAGACUUAAUGGUCCUUGCUCGAUAUAAAGCUAUUGGCGCUCGCUUCUUGUUUGACAAUGAUGACAGUUAUUCAGAACACUGGAAGAGAAAUGACUGAGAAAUGAAUUUCUACCUGCAACUCAUUGCUCAACUCUUAAUCUCAUCAAUAAAGUAACUUAACUUCAAAUUGUACAUACUGUAAGACAGGUCAGAAGUUUGAUUUUUUGAAUGAUAAUUAACCAUAGAAUUAGAAAAUAAAUCUGAUUUCUUUUGUAAAAUAAAAUCUUUAAUUUAUAUCUCA
This is a messenger RNA of Frankliniella occidentalis (western flower thrips), 673 nucleotides long. RefSeq lists its product as uncharacterized. NCBI's taxonomy places the organism in Eukaryota, Metazoa, Arthropoda, Insecta, Thysanoptera, Thripidae. The record is from RefSeq and is a predicted model, not a curated record.